Penicillium cataractarum is the source of this 321-nucleotide messenger RNA. RefSeq lists its product as uncharacterized. The transcript is spliced from 3 exons. The coding region runs from base 1 to 321 and encodes 106 amino acids. Lineage: Eukaryota; Fungi; Ascomycota; Eurotiomycetes; Eurotiales; Aspergillaceae. The record is from RefSeq and is a predicted model, not a curated record.
AUGAUUGUUCCUAAGACCCUGGUCAUUCUCGCCACGGUCCUUACUGCCACCGCAACCAGGGUCCAUAACCAAAUAGGUGGAGAUGCCUGGAUCCAGGACAAUCAGGGUCACGACUACGCUUUUAAGCGCGGAAAGACUGUCACUAUUGAUGGCGGAUGGGCCUUUAUCUGGAGAGAUAAAUCAAUUUAUUGCCCUGAGAGUUCAGCGGCCUUCGGCUGGCCAUCUGGCUAUGGCGACGUCUAUCUAAAGGAUGAUGGCCACCUUUAUGAUUCUUCAAAUAAUAUGCUUUCUGACGGAGCGUGGAUCUGCCCUUGGUCGUGA